This is a messenger RNA of Aphanomyces invadans, 600 nucleotides long. RefSeq lists its product as hypothetical. Bases 1 to 600 code for a protein of 199 amino acids. Gene Ontology annotation, biological process: proteolysis. The transcript has 2 exons. NCBI's taxonomy places the organism in Eukaryota, Oomycota, Saprolegniomycetes, Saprolegniales, Verrucalvaceae. The record is from RefSeq and is a predicted model, not a curated record. Gene Ontology annotation, molecular function: serine-type endopeptidase activity.
AUGGCCAAGUUUCUUGCCCUCGGGAUCGUCGCCGCGUCCGUCGUCGCCCAAGUCGAAGUCGUCAACAGCACCGAUGUCCCGGUCAGCAAGUACCCGUUCGUGGCGACCAUCCGCGCGACCGAGACCGGCCCAGCUAACUGCGUCGCGUCCUUAUUUACCCCCAAGGCGCUCCUCACCACCGCCAGCUGCACCGGUGGGUCGGCCGUCUACGCCUCGAUCGGGUCAAACUUCUGGGAAGGCAACAAGGACGGCGAACGCAUCAAGAUCGUCAAACAAACGAUUCACCCUCAGUACAACGACACGACGGAGGACUUCAACCUUGCCGUUCUUGAACUUGCAAGCGAAUCCAACGUCGUUCCCGUCAAGCUCAACUGGAAAGAAGACAUCGAGAACGAACUCGGCAUCGUGUCCACACUGCUUGGCUUCUACAACGACAAUGCCGACGGAGAAAACGUCCUCGUGGAUAACCACAUGACGAUGUGGUCCAAUGACAAGUGCUCCAAGGCGAUCGAGUACGAAGUCUUGCCGUCCAAUAUGUGCGUCGUGCUGGCCAACCGUUCACCGUCAUCCGCGACAAUGUCGAGUAUCUCGCCGGAGUAG